This is a messenger RNA of Pipistrellus kuhlii (Kuhl's pipistrelle), 1449 nucleotides long. RefSeq names its product ring finger protein 170 (gene RNF170). Gene Ontology annotation, molecular function: metal ion binding; ubiquitin protein ligase activity. The record is from RefSeq and is a predicted model, not a curated record. Bases 216 to 992 code for a protein of 258 amino acids. The transcript has 8 exons. Lineage: Eukaryota; Metazoa; Chordata; Mammalia; Chiroptera; Vespertilionidae.
GCCCGCGCCCGGACUCCAAAGUGGGAAGGAGACAGCUAGUGGUCGCCCGGGAAGGGAGGCGGGGGCCGUCCCCGGAAAUAAUCUCUGCCCUCAGUCACCGGGAGUUGGCGAGGUAUCCUCUGCGGUGGAGAGGAAAUGCAGCCUGAGAGCGAUUCCAUAUUCCAGAUAGGUCAAAGAAUUCUGAACCAUAAGCUGAGCUUAGUCUCAGACCUGGAAUGGCCAAAUAUCAGGGUGAAGUUCAAAGUUUGAAACUGGACGAUGAUUCAGUCAUAGAAGGAGUAAGUGACCAAGUACUUGUGGCAGUUGUGGUCAGUUUCGCUUUGAUUGCUACCCUGGUAUAUGCACUUUUCAGAAAUGCACAUCAAAACAUUCACCCAGAAAACCAAGAACUAAUAAGAGUGCUUCGGGAACAACUUCAAACAGAACAGGAUGCUCCUGCUGCUGCUCGACAGCAGUUUUACACUGACAUGUACUGUCCAGUCUGUUUACAUCAAGCCUCCUACCCUGUGGAAACAAACUGUGGACAUCUCUUUUGUGGUACCUGCAUUAUUGCAUACUGGAGAUACGGUUCUUGGCUUGGGGCAAUCAGCUGUCCAAUUUGUAGGCAAACGGUAACUUUAUUGCUACCAGUAUUUGGUGAAAAUGACCAGUCUCAGGAUGCCGUAUCAUUGCUUCAAGAUAUUAGUGAUUAUAACCGGAGAUUCUCAGGGCAGCCCAGAUCUAUUAUGGAAAGAAUUAUGGAUCUACCCACUUUACUGAGACACGCAUUCAGGGAAAUGUUUUCAGUCGGGGGCCUUUUCUGGAUGUUCCGUAUCAGGAUAAUACUUUGUUUAAUGGGAGCUUUUUUCUACCUUAUAUCACCUCUAGAUUUUGUACCGGAAGCCUUGUUUGGAAUUUUAGGCUUUUUAGAUGAUUUCUUUGUCAUCUUUUUGUUGCUUAUCUACAUCUCUAUUAUGUAUCGAGAAGUGAUAACACAGAGACUAAACAGGUGAAAAAAAAGAGUUUACUGAAAUAUGAGCUAAUGCAUUAAAUCAAACAAAAGGACUGACCCUUGGCAGUAUAAAGCAUUUGAAUAGUAUCUCACAAACUUUAAACCACUGUAUGACAAACAUUUGAUUAUCAUUUGGCAAAUACCUAGCAAUAUAUGACUGGAAUUUUUACAUGUUGCAGGUUCUAAUAUUAGGGUUAGAAUUAUAAUAAUUUACAACUGUAUCUUGAUUGUGUUGUCUAUUAAGUCUCUGGAAAAAAACAUGGAAUUAUAUAAAAAGGGAUGCUUUUUUUUAUAUCUUUUUCUUUCCUCCAAAAUUACUCAGAUUAAUUGGAUGUAUAGUAAGAUAUUGUUAAAUGUAUACUUUAUCCAAUUUUUCCUUCUCAGUGAAUACCUAUAUGAUAAUAUAUUGCAAUGAGAUGCAUCUAAAUAUUUUUAUUAUAAUAAAAUAUUGUACAAUA